UUCCCGGCACAUGCGUACAGCAGCCCAACUUCUCAGGCGCUCUACGCCCGCAGGGAGCGGCGCACGCGCAGGGCUUCUCGAACGUGGGGCCGCGGCGCUCCGCGAAGCCGGGGCGGCCCUUUUACGGCAGUCAACAGCCAGUUCCAGCUGUGCGAUGCGGCCGCAGCAGGCACCUGUCUCUGGUAAAGUCUUUGUCCAGCGAGAUUACGGUAGCGGCACCCGGUGCCAGUUCCAGACCAAGUUCCCCCUGGAGCUGGAGAACAGGAUCGAUAGGCAGCAGUUUGAAGAGACGGUUCAAACUCUAAACAAUCUUUAUGCAGAAGCUGAGAAGCUUGGGGGCCAAUCUUAUCUUGAAGGUUGUCUGGCCUGUCUGACUGCGUACACUAUCUUUUUGUGUAUGGAGACACAUUAUGAAAAGGUUCUUAAGAAAAUUGCCAAAUACAUUCAGGAACAGAAUGAGAAGAUCUACGCACCCCAAGGCCUCCUCCUGACGGACCCCAUCGAGAGAGGACUAAGAGUUAUUGAAAUUACCAUUUACGAAGACAGAGGACUGAGCAGUGGAAGAUAAAACUAAGGAGUCUAAGCUCCCAGCUAGGUGAUGGACUUGCUGUACCAAAAGGUCCACCUGCCUCCUGUCUAGAGCAUCAUUCCUCUCUGUUGCCAGAUCCAUGGUGCCAUCCACUAAAGGACUAACUUCCUAGACUUCUGCCCCACAUGGGGUGACCCUCUGGCUGGUCAGCAUCCAUUUUGUGUCCUUAUGGCAAGCUUUAAGUGAUGGGAUCAUCUUAAUUUCUAAGGAAAAGACAGUUGAGCUGUUUGCACUUGAAAUUAACUGGUGGAUCAGCCACCUGAGAGCAGUACUGUUCCUGCACAGCCACUCAGGCUUUCCUAUACAUCAGACAGACUUCAGAAAGCAACAAGUCUGACUUGGGGGGGAGGGGGGGAGAGAGAGAGAGAGAGAGAGAGAGAGAGUGUGUGUGUGUGUGUGUGUGUGUUU
Dermochelys coriacea (leatherback sea turtle) is the source of this 997-nucleotide messenger RNA. It is a transcript of the gene GOLGA7, whose product is annotated as golgin A7. The record is from RefSeq and is a predicted model, not a curated record. The transcript is spliced from 6 exons. The coding region runs from base 11 to 568 and encodes 185 amino acids. Gene Ontology annotation, biological process: peptidyl-L-cysteine S-palmitoylation; Golgi to plasma membrane protein transport; protein targeting to membrane. Gene Ontology annotation, cellular component: palmitoyltransferase complex; Golgi stack. NCBI's taxonomy places the organism in Eukaryota, Metazoa, Chordata, Testudines, Dermochelyidae.